This is a messenger RNA of Coccinella septempunctata (seven-spotted ladybird), 1133 nucleotides long. Its product is annotated as putative gustatory receptor 28b. Lineage: Eukaryota; Metazoa; Arthropoda; Insecta; Coleoptera; Coccinellidae. Gene Ontology annotation, cellular component: dendrite; membrane; axon. Bases 100 to 1107 code for a protein of 335 amino acids. The record is from RefSeq and is a predicted model, not a curated record. The transcript is spliced from 4 exons. Gene Ontology annotation, biological process: sensory perception of taste.
ACGAUAGAACAUAGCAAACAUGAUUUAAUAUACUAUGUCAUAUUCUGCAGCCUGUACCUGCUGCUUGGGGGAUACACAAUAGGAACCUUGGUCUUAGAGAUGACAUCCGUCUUCGCUGAUGCAAAAAGCAAGUUCAGUGUUGUGAUUGCCACGAUGAUAGUCUUGGUAUUUUGCAUAAUUUCUGGGAAUUACUUGAUGAGGAAACAAAUUUCCUCGAGUUUGGUUCAAUUCGGGAAAAUCGACAAUGCUCUGCUCAGAUUCAACACGAGAAUUUGUUACAAGGACCUGAGGAAAGAUAACAUGGGCUUGAUGAUUCUAAUGUUCAGUUCAGUUGUGAUCAGGAGCGUCAUUAUGAUCAUUCUGAUCGACUUGGACUUCCUACAAUCGGUGACAGUUUUUGGUGUUCUGUCAGUGAAAGCUUUAACGAAGUACCAGUUCAUUUCUUACAUCAAGCAACUGUCGAAAAGAUUCGAAAAGGUGAACGACACACUGAAAGACAUCUUUGAAAGAAGUACGAAGGAUAAAAUAAUAUUCAAUCACCUGACUUAUGGAGGCGUUAUUUCGGAGGGAAUCUUGAUUAUGUGCCGUCAGCAUCAUCACCUCUGCCAGUGGAUGAGGAUAUUGAACAAUGCUUUCGGUCUCCAACAACUGACUUCGAUUGCUGUUUCAGUUUGUAACGUUUUAUUUCAGACGUAUUAUCUCUAUUUCGUCUUGGCGGAAAAUCAAAUCACUAUACUAUCUAUUUUCACGCCUUUGAUUUGGACCCUGGAUGAGAUGAUGGAGAUUCAACUGUUGGUUACAUCGUGCGUUGAGGUCUGUGACAACGCGAACUCAACUGCAGCUAUCUUGCAUGAAAUGAGGAAUGAUAAUUUCAAUGUAUCACUUGAAGAGAGUAUCCAAACGUAUUCUCUGCAAAUGCUGCAUCAAAAGAUCGAAUUUUCUGCUAUGGGAUAUUUCGUUAUCGAUUAUACGCUAACCUAUUCGAUAGUUGGUGCUGUAACAACAUACCUGGUCAUUUUUAUUCAAUUCGAUCAAGGAAGCCGAAAAACAGAAGUAAUUGAUUCUACAGAUACCGUUACUGUAUUGCCAAUAAACAAUAGCACAUGAAAUUACAUUGAAAUUUUCAGUGAAUA